Magallana angulata is the source of this 1744-nucleotide messenger RNA. RefSeq names its product cytosol aminopeptidase-like. The coding region runs from base 1 to 1623 and encodes 540 amino acids. Gene Ontology annotation, biological process: proteolysis. Gene Ontology annotation, cellular component: cytoplasm. The record is from RefSeq and is a predicted model, not a curated record. NCBI's taxonomy places the organism in Eukaryota, Metazoa, Mollusca, Bivalvia, Ostreida, Ostreidae. Gene Ontology annotation, molecular function: metalloaminopeptidase activity; manganese ion binding. The transcript is spliced from 14 exons.
AUGAGCUUUCGGUUUUACUUUCAUUUUGGAAGCAUGGCUGCUUCGAUUGUAAAACGAGUCAGUCGAGUGAAAAAAUUAAACGUUUCUCAUAUUUCAGCCAGAUAUAAAUUGUUAACUGGAUUCAGACAUUUUUCAACAUCAAAACAAUGGAAUAAAGCACUAGUGUUAGGCAUGUAUGAGAAUGAAUCUACAGACUCCAUUGAUUUUACUGGAACAGCAAGAAAAUUUGAUGAAAAGGCAGAUGGAAAAAUUUCACAGCUGUUGCUAACAGUAAAGAAGCCACUAAAAUGUGGAAAAACAAGGACACUACAUGCAGUAGACCCAGAGUUUUCCUCAGUGUUAGUGACCUGCAUUGGAAAAAGAGGAGAGGGUUAUGAUGAACUGGAGACAGUGGACAAAGGGAGAGAAUCCAUUAGAGCUGCAGUGGCAAAAGCAGUUCUACAGUUAAGAGAGCUAGGUGAAAAUGAAAUUGAAGUAGACUCUUGCGGGGACACUGAAGCUUCUGCAGAGGGAUGUCAUCUAGCGUUGUUCUCUUAUGAUGACCUGAAGGCCGAGAAAAGUCGAAAGCCAGCAGUCAGGAUUUCUUGUGCAACACGCUACAGCCAAGACAAAAACAGCAUGGAAAAAGAAUGGAGAAAGGGAGCAAUUUUAGCAGAGGGCCAGAAUCUCUCAAGGCGACUGAUGGAAAUGCCAGCUAAUCUUCUUACACCCACAAAAUUUGCAGAGAUCAUCAAAGAACAACUGGCUGACAAGUGUGAAGUUCUGGUCAGGGAUAAAGACUGGGCGGAGUCAAUGAAGAUGGGAUCAUUUUUAUCAGUAGCUAGAGGAUCGGUAGAACCUCCUGUAUUCUUGGAAAUUGAGUAUAAAGGGAGACAAUCGGACAGCCCUCUGGCUCUAGUUGGGAAAGGAGUCACUUUUGAUACUGGAGGAAUCUCUAUCAAGCCUUCCCAGGGCAUGGAUGCCAUGAGGGGGGACAUGGGUGGGGCUGCCUGUGUGGCGGGCAGUCUCCUAAGUGUCAGUAAACUACAACUACCUGUUCAUGUCAAAGCAUUUAUACCAUUAUGUGAGAAUAUGCCAAGUGGCUCAGCAACUAAGCCUGGGGAUGUAGUUACUGCAAUGAAUGGGAAAACAAUACAGGUAGACAACACUGACGCAGAGGGACGACUUAUUCUGGCUGAUGCUCUGUGUUAUAGUGAACAGUUCAACCCUUCCCUCAUCCUAGACAUGGCAACUCUAACAGGUGCAAUAGAUGUUGCUCUCGGGGCAGGUGCUGCUGGUGUUUUCACAAACUCAGAAAACAUGUGGAACAAACUGCAAAAGGCCAGUGUAAGAUCUGGGGACAGAGUGUGGAGGAUGCCACUGUUCAAUCAUUACACAAAGAAAAUAACAGAAUGUCAACUAGCCGACCUUAACAACAUUGGAGGGUCAAGGUCAGGCGGAGCCUGUACAGCAGCGGCCUUCCUCAAGGAAUUUGUAAACAACAAAAACUGGCUUCAUCUAGAUAUAGCUGGUGUAAUGUCCAACAGUGGAGAUGUAGCAUAUCUAGGGAAGGGCAUGUCAGGACGACCAACUAGAACUGUGAUAGAAUUCAUCAACCUGAUGAGUAAAGAAACCAACAAUUGAUGAAAUUAUAUUUCUAUAGAUGUCAGUUGUAUUUAAUUGUGUGAUUCAAAGAUGAACUUUGAGUUGUAUCAUGAUAUGAUUCAUGUUUGCAUGUGUGUCAAAAAUAAAAAAUAAUAAUGAU